Molecule: messenger RNA, 1816 nt
Organism: Zophobas morio
Lineage: Eukaryota; Metazoa; Arthropoda; Insecta; Coleoptera; Tenebrionidae
Product: choline/ethanolamine kinase
Exons: 5
Coding region: 213-1352 (379 amino acids)
Biological process (GO): CDP-choline pathway; phosphatidylethanolamine biosynthetic process
Cellular component (GO): cytoplasm
Molecular function (GO): ethanolamine kinase activity; choline kinase activity
Source: RefSeq, a predicted model, not a curated record
UCAGCGUAUCAAAAACCUGUUUUUCGAGCAAAAAUAGCCCCCCCCUUCAGGUCCGUCCAGAUAAAAACCAAUUUCAGUAUUUGCACAAUCGUUGUGUAGUGCACGUCAGAGCGUAAAGAGACUGCGUUAGAGCAACACCAAUAUUUUCUUUUUUUUAAUAUCGCUUUUCCAGUAACCAAUUCUCAGUGAAAUAGCCCCAUUUGGACUGAAACAUGUCUUUGAAGGUGUCAGGUGAUUCGAAUGAAAUGAAGGAGCUGGCGUCAAGGAUAUGCAGGGAUUAUUUGUAUGGGCCUUGGAAGAGUGUUACUCCGCAGAAUAUUGGCUUCAAACAUAUCAGUGGGGGCUUGUCCAACCUUCUCUACCACAUAUCCCUCCCCGAGUCCCUCGUUAAAGAAACAAAGGACUUAACCGAGCCCAAGGAGGUACUCAUACGAAUAUACGGCCAAACCCACGGCGAGCACGCUCUCGAAGCUCUAAUCACCGAAAGCGUUGUUUUUACUCUCCUCUCAGAAAGAGGUCUAGGACCAAAACUACACGGCGUUUUUCCAGGAGGUCGUAUCGAGCAAUACAUCAAUGCCAGACCGUUAAUAACAAAAGAGUUGGCCGAUGAGAAGUUAUCGGUAAAGAUUGCACAGAAAAUGGCUUCUAUACACACCAUGGAGGUUCCGCUGCACAAAGAACCCGGUUGGUUAUGGGACACAAUUGAUAGGUGGCUGAAAACGUGCGAAUCUAAGUUGAAAAGUGACGACGUACCCGAUUUUAUUCGUGACGUCGUUAAUGUUGAUAUAAACGCCGAAGUGGAUUGGCUGAAAAAACGGCUAGAGAUGGAAAAUUGCUCGGUCGUGUUUUGCCAUAACGAUAUGCAAGAAGGAAAUAUUUUGAUACGGCAAGACGGACCAGAAAAUAAUAACAAUGAUGACCCUGAAAUUGUGGUUAUUGAUUUUGAAUACUGCUCAUACAACUACCGAUCCUUCGAUAUCGCCAACCAUUUCAUGGAGUGGAUGUACGACUACACUGAACCCGAAUAUCCCUUCUACAAAGAACAACUAGACCAUUACCCCAGCAAGCAGCAGCGGCUACUGUUUAUCAAAGCAUACCUAGAAGCCAGAGGCUUGAAAGAGAAUCCCAAGAAAAUCCUGCGAGAGGUGGAAGUGUUCAGUUUGGCUUCUCACUUCUUCUGGGGAAUUUGGGGGAUCAUCAACGCCGGAACGUCGACCAUACCUUUUGGGUAUUGGGAGUACGGAGCUGCGCGGCUGAAGAAUUACUUCCAGCAGAAGAAGAAAUUUGCGUUGGACAUGACAUCGUUGGGAACCUGUUUGCCCACGAAGAGGAAGAGUUGCAGUUUGGAGUGAAUUUCGGUUAAAGUCAAAUUGUACUUCCGUUUUUAACUUUCGACUAGUCGUCUGAAGGUUGUAAAAAAAUUAAGGCUGAUGAUCUUCACGUGAUAUUAGUAUCAAAUGGCUAAAGCUUGAAAUGUAUGUACCUAAUACGAAACCCGUGAUUUUGUUAAUAGUACGACCAUCACUUUUUUGUCAAUUCGGGCACGAAUUAUCUACAUUUUUACACUUUCUAGCACACAAGUCGAUACUAGAAGAUUAUUGAUCAUGUUGGCUUUAAUUCCAUCAUUCUUAUUGAAUUUUUUUAGGAAAAAUGUACUUAAUAUUCAUGGCUUACCGGUGGCUGAAUCUUAAAUGCAUUUGUUGAAUUUUUUAUUCAUUCGUAUAUACGUGUAUAUAAGUUAUUAUGUUGUCAUAUUAUUAAGAUGAUUUUAUCUUUUGUAAAUAAUUUAUUUUAAUAAAUAAUAAGUAUGGGAGAA